AUGACGGAAUCGGCAGGCCCAUUGGGCAACUUCUUUCGAAACCUGGGAGGCGUCUUCACUGAGUUCAGUUGGACAGCAGGCGAAGUGUUUCUCUUGACUGCCUGUGUAGCUCUCACAGUAUCGCAGGUUCUUGUAUCUUACUGCCUCCUUACUUACUAUCCGACGCCGCUGUUCCUGACAUGGUGGCAGCUGCUGCAGUUACUCAUCAGUGCCUCCAUAGUUGGAGAGCUGGGUGUGUCGUUCCCUCGGGCUGCGAUUUUCCCUCCAGUCAAACUAGGGGGCUUCAAGUGGUUUGUCCAGCUGCUGCCCUAUUCGCUUGCAUACUGCGCCUUCCACGCAGUGUCUAACAGCGUGAUUUCGGAUAUAGUGCAUCCAGCUGCCCUCCCUGUCGCCUCAGGGCUUUUGGUGGCCUUCCAUCAUAUGUUUAGGUCUACAGGAUGCCAGACGCAGUAUACGCCACUGCGAUGGGGCGCCGUUUGUUUGCUGGCAGCUUCGUGUUUCUUCUCAAUCGGUUACUUGGAAUUCUAUUACUGCAUUCUCUUGGCUGUGACCUCAGCUAUCUACAGGGGGGCCUACAUGCCGCGCGCAAUACACAUGAGCGGGUCUGAUGAGGGCUCCUUGACCGCAGCCUGCAGUCUAACUGGUGUCUUGGUGCUGCCGCUUGUGAUAUGGUUGGCUGACGAGCAGCCUGAGCUCGUCUCUUUUAGUAAACUGACUUCUUUCGACCUCCACGAGUGGCUUAUAUUGGGCUGCUGGAUCACCGCGGGUACAGUUCCCUUUUUUAAGAGCGUGGUCAGUAACCAGCUCAUGAAGGCGUUGGGGCCCCAGGCUUGGCGUAUCAGCGAAUUGGCUUCCGUCCUUGCCGUUUUUUUCUUCUCAGUACAGCUAUGCGGCCCUGUUGGGCUGCUGCUGUGGCUGGGCCUGGCUCUUCUGAUUGCAGGGAGGCUCUGCUGCGCCGUAGACAGCUACGAGGAAAGGAGACAGCUCAGUCCGCAACUUACCCGCACCUACUAUUCCCGGCGGCUCAGCCGCAGGGACUCAUCCGCGGAAGGGUCAUUUGGCACUGUUGAGGAGGGGCUCUUGGAGCACAUAUCGCCCGAGCAGGCUGAAGAUAUAAGGGAGAAACUGACGGGCCUGGUAAAGGCUUAUGUGACAAGGACCCAAUGUGAAGAUCUGACUAUGCUGAAGAACAUGGGAGGAGCGGACGGCAUUGCACAUAUGUUGCAUGUGCAGCGUUCUGUGGGGCUUUCAGACCCCCAAGACAUCGAACACCGUCGGAAGUUGUUUGGGGUCAAUCGGCUUCCCUCUCGCGCCUCUGCUUCUUUCCUUAGUCUUUGCAUUGAUGCUGCGUCCGACAACACCUUGCAGAUCCUUAUGGUUUGCGGCCUCGCCUCAAUUGUCCUCUCUCAGCUCUUUGGUGAAAAUCCCCAAGUGGAAUGGAUGGAGGGGGCUGCUAUAUGGGUUGCUGUUUUGGUAGUCGUACUCGUGACGGCUGGAAACGACUGGAUGAAGGAGCAGCAGUUCCGUCAGCUCUCUGCAGUAAAAGAUGACAAGAACUGCACAGUCUUGAGAGAUGGAUGUCCUACUCAAGUUUCUGUGUUUGAUCUCGUGCUGGGAGAUUUGCUGCAAUUUGAAGCAGGGGAUGAGCUGCCGGCGGAUUGCAUUGUAGUAUCUUGCCGGAGUCUACGGAUGGACGAGUCCUCGUUGACAGGCGAAUCCGAAAUGAUCAAGAAAGACACGUAUGAUGGCUGCAUAGCACAGAUUGCUGACGGAGAUACAAGGAGUCCGAGGUCGAUGCAGCACCACUUCUUUUCCUCGCCUGUGGUGCUGUCAGGAACAACUGUGAACAGCGGAAGCGGCAGUGCCAUCGUCAUUGCUGUCGGGCAACACUCGCAGUCUGGGCAACUAUACCAGAAACUUUCGUUCGACACGGAAGCAACUCCAUUGCAACUGAAACUGAAUGCUCUUGCUGGCGACAUCGGCAAUUUCGGGCUUGUAUGUGCUAUCAUUGCGCUCUGCAUCCUCGUAUUGGAAUAUUGGGUCAUUUUCAUGUACACUGAACCCGACCAGCGGCCUCCAAUCGUGGCCAUAAUCGGCAGUCACGUUCACUUCUUUGUCACAGCCAUCACCGUCCUCGUCGUUGCUGUGCCCGAGGGGCUGCCUCUGGCUGUCACCAUAUCCCUGGCAUAUUCGAUUGGGCAAAUGCUGGCGGACCAGAACUACGUGAGGCGGCUAGGAGCUUGCGAGACAAUGGGUUCCGCUAAUGAAGUGUGCUCCGACAAGACGGGCACCCUUACACGAAAUCAAAUGAGUGCCGUUGCAUUCUGGAAUGGAUCUAAGGUUGUGCAUAUCCCCUCAGCUUCUUUCGCAGGGCCAAACACGGUGGGUGUGGCGGGGUUCAAUGAGCAUACCGAGAAGUGGAAUCUGAUUUCUGAAAGCAUUUCACUGAACUCAACUGCAUACCUUGAAAAAAUGGAAGUGAUGACCCUUAACAACGGCCAGGAGACCCCUAAGUAUACUGUGAAAUAUGUCGGAUCAGCAACUGAGUGUGCCUUGCUGGAAUUUAACGAUUUUAUCUGCGGUGCAGACUAUGCAGAAACACGAAGGCUGAAGGGCUCUGAUUCACUCAUAGCCCACAGGGAGGAUUUUUCAAGCGACCGUAAGAUGAUGACCACCAUCGUCCACCUGGAUGGCGGCGGCGAUGCCCGCUUGCGCGUUUAUGUGAAGGGCGCAGCUGAGCGGGUGCUGAACCUGUGCAACUAUCUUAUGAAUUCUGACGGCGAUAUCCAAAAGAUUCAGCAAGAACACAAAGCUGCAAUAGAAGACCAAGUCAUCGAUGGAAUGGCCCGCGAAGCCCUGCGGACUAUAUGCAUAGCAUACAGAGACCUUAGCAUGGAUGAUGUCCCUGACUGGGAAGAGAAACAGCACGCUCCUAACCAGCAAUUCCUAGUUGCUGAGCAGGAUCUGGUCUGCCUUGGCAUUUUUGGAAUCAUGGAUCCAGUCAGAGACGAAGUUCCAGAAGCUGUAGAGAAAUGUCACCAAGCGGGAAUCAAUGUGAGGAUGGUGACAGGAGACAACCUGAUAACCGCAAAGGCUAUCGCAAAGAAGUGCCACAUAUUCAACGAAGAAAGGGGAGAUCUGGCAAUGCUGGGUCCUGAUUUCACAAAGCUUGUGGGAGGGGUCAUUUGCCAAACCUGCAGAACGGCAAUGUGCGGCUGCGCCACAGAUGCCAAGACCGCAGAAGCAGAGGGAAAGAACCUGCGAGUUGAUGUUAUUGGAAAUAUGGAUGCAUUUGAGAGGAUAUGGCGGCGCCUUCAGGUGCUCGCAAGAUCUCAGCCAUCAGAUAAGUACGUUUUAGUCACUGCUUUGAAACAACUGGGGCAGGUAGUGGCUGUCACUGGAGACGGGACGAAUGAUGCGCCGGCGCUGAAGAAGGCUGACGUGGGCUUGGCCAUGGGCAUCACGGGCAAAGAGGUAGCCAAGCAAGCAGCAGACAUUGUAAUGCUAGACGACAACUUCCAGUGUAUAGUGCAAGCCGUGAAAUGGGGGCGGAACGUGUACAGCAACAUUCGGCGCUUCUUGCAGUUUCAGCUCACCGUCAACGUGGUAGCCGUCAUCACCACCAUCAUCUGCGCUGCACUGCUGCGCGACUCCCCCCUAACUGCGGUGCAGAUGCUGUGGGUAAAUCUCAUCAUGGAUAGCUUUGCUUCUCUGGCUCUUGCGACAGAACUUCCCACGCCAGACCUGCUAAAACAGAAACCUCACCACAGGCACCAGUCGCUGAUCUCCAGGUCGAUGGCUCUCACAAUCACGACGUCAGCCGUGUAUCAGCUUGUAGUUAUGGUGUUGCUCAUCUUCUAUGGAGACUCUUUCCUCCCAGAAACAGAGUGGGGGUACCUCUUGCCGGCAGACAGGACCCAAAAUGACUUUUGCGAAUUCUCCGACUGCGAUCCUGUCACAGGGCAAGGAAGCCUCAUGCGAUCUGGCCGACGGUUUAAAUUGUUUUCUACCGAAGAAGACUAUGAGGAGCGUUGGGUUGGAGUAAUUGGGCCUUCACGACACCUGACAUUUGUGUUUAAUACAUUUGUGCUGAUGCAGCUUUUCAACAUGAUCAGUGCAAGGGACGUAGAGGAAGACUUUGCUAAGAAAAUGUCUCUACCGCGGCUCUUUGUCAAAAUGACAAGCAACCCUAUGGGGUUCUUUAUUUGGUUAUUUAUUCUCUUCUCGCAAGUCCUAAUGGUGGAGUAUGGUGGAGCUAUGUUGGGCUGUCACCGUGAGGGCCUCACGUGGCAACAGUGGUGCCUGAGCCUUCUUAUCGGCUUCGUGGGCCUCUUGUUCGCGCGGAUUCCGCAGUGCUUCCCACAGAUCACUCGCCUUUUUCCUGAGUAUGGUAUGAGAGAAGAAGGCAUAUCAGGGGCUGCGCCUCUGGCCCUAAACCUCAGGGGUCGGUCUCCUUCCCGCAUGAACGACCGCUGCAUGAUCAGUACGCUAGCGGUCGCCAAGAAAUACGCACGUAGAGCUAAAGUUCUUACGAUCAGCAGAAUGAAAGCACGAAGGGAAGCGCCACAAGCGCAGGCAGCAAAUGUUACGGCUGUAACGGAUGGCUACCUGCCUGUGCAACUCGCUGCUUAA
This is a messenger RNA of Eimeria necatrix, 4632 nucleotides long. Its product is annotated as Ca2+-ATPase, putative. The transcript is spliced from 3 exons. The record is from RefSeq and is a predicted model, not a curated record. Gene Ontology annotation, cellular component: intracellular membrane-bounded organelle; membrane. Gene Ontology annotation, molecular function: ATP hydrolysis activity; P-type calcium transporter activity; ATP binding. The coding region runs from base 1 to 4632 and encodes 1543 amino acids. NCBI's taxonomy places the organism in Eukaryota, Apicomplexa, Conoidasida, Eucoccidiorida, Eimeriidae.